AUGACCAUCCUUGUUUCAACCCAGAGCAAAGCUAAGUUGCAGGUAAAGUGUCUGUGUGUGCUUGUGUUGCUGAGCUUCCCUAUGACAAUGACGGAGGUUCCUGGUCCCUGCAGACACUCUAUCACACGGGAGCACCUGCUCGCAGUUCGACACUUGAUGGAUAACCAGUUAAGGACUGGCUGUUCUAUAACCUACAUGUUCAUAGAGCAGAGAAGUUUGAGCAAAUGUUGCUUUGUAAAAGCUGCUUUACCCUGGAUCUUAGAACUUCUCACUACACACUUCAAAUAUGGCAGAGGUUCAGUCAAUGAAGGCUAUGUUCAGUCCCUGAGGGCUUUGAUCCUCAACAUGUAUUCUCAGAAGUGUGUGGCUGAGAUUAAUGAAGAGGUGGAGGACAAACCAGAGAGUUUUGAGAUUCUUUACACAAGCUCUCCUUCAGAGGCACUGCAGAGGGCGUUAGAGGUGCUAACACUUUACUGGGAAUUGGUCACAUUUAGUAAGAAACCCAUCGACUGGACAUGUCAAAGCGAAUACACAGAGACCCUGACCUCAACCACACAUUUUCCAGAAACAGAGUCUUCCACUCAAUACUUAACAGACAGUUAUGAUAAGGACUCCAUAAAGGCAUCUCAGAGAAAAGCAGUGGGAGACAUGUACAAACUGGUCUUCAUCAUCACCUCCAUCUGUGGUGGACUACUUUUCAUACUCACACUCUACUGUCUCGUCACACAAAAGAAAUCGCCAAUUCGUCACAGGUCAAGAACACACACAGACCAAAGCAGAGACGUGCGAGGUAUAGAGAUGGAAGAGCAAUAA
Messenger RNA from Knipowitschia caucasica, 813 nucleotides. The record is from the annotation of a GenBank genome assembly. Lineage: Eukaryota; Metazoa; Chordata; Actinopteri; Gobiiformes; Gobiidae.